AUGGGCGAUGCGGAUUAUGACGAAGACACCGGACGGCCCAACUACCAAUCACCACAGACAGAGACGAUACAGGUGUCCAACCCAUCAACACCAGCAUACCCUCUACCCACUCACUCUCGACCCACACCCCACAACCAAAACGCUAGCCGUCCUCAAAAGCCUACCCCUCUUCCACACGCAGCAUCAACAACCGGCCUACCACCACGCAAACCUCUCCUAGACGUCCCCGCCCCAUCCCUAAACAAACGCCGCGCAGCCUCCGCACCAACCAGCACCACAGAACUCCUCCCCUUCAUCCCAGGCCAUCUCCCACCCCAAACGGCCUCUGUCCUACUCACCGAACUCUCCAAACCAAUCUCUGCCCACGACGAAGCCGGCUACAUUUACAUUUUCUGGCUAACAGAAACCUCUUCGACGCCUUCGAAUGACACUGCUGCUUCCUUACUCUGCGCGCCGAAGAAAUCCGCACGAAGCCAACAAAGACGGCCCAGCGAUGUAAUGAGCGCUUACACGGCAAGCAAAGGAGCCACCCGCACGAUCAAAUUGAAGAUCGGCAGGGCGAACAAUGUGCACCGUCGCAUGAACGAGUGGAACAGACAAUGUGGCUACAAUCUCAGUCUCGUUCGAUUCUACCCUUAUAUCUCUUCAUCAUCGCCAUCGCCGUCUCCUUCACGAGGAACACCAGCGAACAAUUCGAACCAUCAAGUUCACAAGGUCCCCCACGCACACAGAGUGGAGAGACUGGUGCACCUGGAGUUGGGAGACAAGAGGAUCAAACGUGAUUGUCAAGCCUGUGGUCGCGAACACAAGGAAUGGUUUGAGAUCGAGGCAACGGCAGAAGGCGUGGCUGCCGUGGACGAGGUUGUGAGGAGAUGGGUCAAAUGGGCAGAAACCAAUCCAUAG
Molecule: messenger RNA, 903 nt
Organism: Aureobasidium uvarum
Lineage: Eukaryota; Fungi; Ascomycota; Dothideomycetes; Dothideales; Saccotheciaceae
Source: the annotation of a GenBank genome assembly